AUGACCAUUGCAUUUGGUGCAAUGAUCCAGGAAGGGCAUGCCGCACUCAGCAUCAGCCCUGUUGCGGAUCUGCCACAACCGACUUUAGUCGACUUUGGUGACUACGGCGUCGCAGGAGGUCUUUAUCGCCCAUCAGUGAAUAGUAGCAAGUCUCGUAUUGCAGUCUACGUGAUGCACGCAGAAAGCGACUACAUGGCAUUCUCCGCAUGCCAAGAGCUCCCGCGCCGAGGAUUCGUCACAUUCUGCGCCAACAAUGCAGCUGACAAGAGUGGAGUGAUGUCGACCAUGUCUUUCGAAAACGAACUCUUCCACGCCGAACUUGGCAUGCAGUACCUGCGUAACCUGACCGAAAUUGACAAGGUCGUCCUUUUCGGCCACAGCGGCGGCGGCGGUCUAAUGUCCACAUUCCAAAAUGUCGCAGAGAACGGUGUUCCUGCUUGCCAGGGACCGGAAAAGCUGUACAACUGUACCAGUGCAGUGGCAAAUCUGCAUCCCGCCGAUGGAAUCAUGCUGAUGGACGCCAACUAUGGCCUUGCAACAAUGCCCUUCCUCAGCUUGAACCCUGCCCUCGACGGGAUCACUGGUACUAAGGUUAAUCAGAGUCUCGAUCUCUUCAACCCUGCCAAUGGAUUCAUCAAUGGCAACAGCUCAAGAUAUACAACCGAAUUCAAGAAGGCGUACCAGAAGGCCGCGGUUGCUCGAAACGACUACAUUAUCAAAUACGCACAGGAACGUCUGACAGCCCUUGAGGCGAACAACGGAAGCUUCAUCGAUGAUGAGCCUCUUUACAUCACUGAUUCUGCAUACGGCGUCAUGAACAACAAGUUCUUCCCUCAGGAUACUCGAUACAUCGCCCACACCUCCAAGCCUUGGCCCCUCCUUCACAAAGAUGGCUCAAUCACAACGCGCAUCGUCGAAUCAGUGCGUGUUCCAGUGAACUUCGAAAGUUACGCCAAUCAAUACAUCCAGGGAGCUCUCAAAACAACAGUCCGGAGAUAUCUCUCAACUUAUGCCGUCCGUGUGACGUCCGACUUUGACAUUACGCCCACCGGCUUCCAUGGAAUUAACCACGCCUCAGCGCAAUUCUCGCCGUCGGAGUCUGUCAAAGGGAGUUCAUGUUCCUUUGUUGACUAUGGGUAUGACUGGUCAUUGGGAAUAUUUGAACGCAGAGAAUAUUUAUAUCAAUGCCCCGGGUAA
Penicillium vulpinum is the source of this 1197-nucleotide messenger RNA. RefSeq lists its product as uncharacterized. Bases 1 to 1197 code for a protein of 398 amino acids. The transcript has a single exon. The record is from RefSeq and is a predicted model, not a curated record. Lineage: Eukaryota; Fungi; Ascomycota; Eurotiomycetes; Eurotiales; Aspergillaceae.